Acaulospora morrowiae is the source of this 411-nucleotide messenger RNA. NCBI's taxonomy places the organism in Eukaryota, Fungi, Glomeromycota, Glomeromycetes, Diversisporales, Acaulosporaceae. The record is from the annotation of a GenBank genome assembly.
AUGUCCAAUAUUGGUUCAUCAUUCAAAAUCAGAUCAGAAAAUGAAUCGAACCAAUAUUGGACAUCAGAUAACAAUAAUCACAUCGCUCUCAUAAAUAAAGAUGAAAAUGAUCCAAACCAACUGUGGAAGCUUAUCUCCACUAAUACCCUCGACGUAUAUUUCAUUGCCAAAUACGCGCCCGGAUUGGGAAGGAAGGAAACGUGUGUCACUUGGGUUCCAUCCAAAAAAUCAUUUCAAUUAAAACCGCAAGAUUGGGCAGAUAUCAAACAACAUUUUAGACUUGAACAGAAGCCUAAUAGAAAUACUACAUAUAUUCAUUCUGAACAUGAUAAAUCCGUGUAUGUGAUGCAUUCAAACAACUUAGUUGGUCCCGGAAACGGAAAUACCGGAUGGGUAUUUAUGGCAAUCUGA